This is a messenger RNA of Ochotona curzoniae (black-lipped pika), 6846 nucleotides long. RefSeq names its product tRNA aspartic acid methyltransferase 1 (gene TRDMT1). NCBI's taxonomy places the organism in Eukaryota, Metazoa, Chordata, Mammalia, Lagomorpha, Ochotonidae. Gene Ontology annotation, molecular function: methyltransferase activity. The coding region runs from base 3082 to 4044 and encodes 320 amino acids. The record is from RefSeq and is a predicted model, not a curated record. The transcript has 11 exons.
AAAAUGUCCAAAGUCCUCUCUUCUAGCUUUUUAGAGAACAAAUGAGCAUAUGCAUAUGUACAUGUAGAGUCUGUUAAUUGUUGUCAGUAGUCACUGUUCAGUGGAAUACCAGGACUCCUUUUACCUAACUAUACCCAAAUUUCUGAAAUUGUACCUUUCCGCAUUGCCUUCUCUCCCCUUUCCUCCCUAGCUUCUGAGAACUCCCACUGUGCUUUUUAACUUCUAUGAGAUCACCAUCUCCUAGACUCCACAUUUAAGCAAGAUCACAUGACACUGGCCUUGCUUACUUCAUUUAGUGACUCCCAAGUUCUAGCUGUGUUAUUGCAAACGACACAAAAGGCAAGAUUUUUGUCCUUUUUUGUGGCUGAGUAGUAUCCCAUUGUAUAAAUAUACCACAGCUUCUUUAUCCAAUGAAUGUACACUUAGGUUGUUUCCAUGUUUUUGAAUAAUGUGAAUAGCUCCGCGAUAAAGCUGAGUGUGUAGAUGUCUGUUUACUGAUUUCAUUUCCCUUGAAUGUAUGUAGUGGGACUUGUUAGAUCAUAUGAUAGCUUGGUUUUCAGUUUUUGAGGACCCCUCCCCCCACAAUGUUUUAGUGCAGUGGCUGGGCUAAUUUACAUCUCUACAAGUGGCAUUCAGGGUUUCCCUUUUCUCCCCUUAUUGCUAGUGUUUGUUAUGAUUUUUCUUUUGGACAUUAGCCAGUCUGAGUGAGAUGAUACCUCAUUGUGGCUUUCAUUUUCAUUCCUCUAAUGAUUAAUGGUGUUGGGAAUUCCUUCAUAUACCUGUUAGCUGUGGGCAUGUGUUCCUUUGAACACUAUCUUUUUAGAUUGGUCCAUUUUAAAAUUGCAUAAUUUAUAUUUUUGCUAUUGGAUUGUUUAUAUCCUGCACAUCACUAAAUUUUAAUAGCUUGUAAAUGUAUAUUUAUUCGUGAACAGAAUAGAUUUGCUCCAAACUCACUGAAUAUUUUAUUACAAUACAAAAUUUUUUUGUCCUUAUUACUAUGUGCAGUAUGCUCUUAUGGGAUCCUGACACUUGCAAGGUGAGGAUUUAGCCUCUGAGCCAUUGUACCAGGCCCUAUUUAUAAUUAAAUAGAUAUCCAUUCUAGUAGCAUGUUGAUAAAACCAUGAUUUGUUUCAUUUCAGUUCUUUUCUUCCUUAUAUCUUCUUCAGUUCAGAAUACACCAUGUAACUAAACAGCAGAGAAAUACUAAAGGACAUUUGGGAGGCUUGCGGAAUCCCAACACACAGGUUAGGUCAUCAGGAGCGCUGCUGAAGUCACACGGCUAUUCCUGGGAACUUGUCCUGUUGACAGCAAUGAAUAUGGCUGAUGAAAGAGCAGAUGGGAAGGUGAUUUUAGCGUAGUUUCCUGGAAUAAAAUGAAGAAACAGAAAUUCCUAUACCUGAUAGACCAGGUAGGAAUCUCAAUAAAGGACUCAAAGUCUAGUCUGCAUUUAGACUAAGGUUUGUCUGGACAUGAAUAUGGGCCCUGACUCUUCACCCCUCUUCCCUCUUCUGGGAAAUUCUUGGUGGGGGAUUUUGAGAUGUGGAAUUCCCCCUAAACAAACCCUUCUGGACAAUAUUGACCACCAAGAGUCUUAUCUGUAGAAGAAACAAAUUACUUCAGCCCAGUGAUUAAGAUUGUUGAACUAGCUGUCUUGCUGCCUCAGUUCAGUGACUUUCUUUUUAUGAAGGACAGGCAGGGCCAUCUUGUUCUAGGACAGGUGGACAAAAGACUCGGGCCUGCUUUCAGGGUUUGCUUCCUUGUUCCAUCGCACAUACAUCUGUUUUCUUUGGCUCCUCUUGCACACUUAGGCUAAUAUCUGUCUAGUUGCCUUAAAACUACCACCACACUUGUACCAACGGUGCUGAGGACUGGAUGCCAGAAGUGUCCUUAGAGUUUUCCCCUGAAUGGGGAUGCUUCAAUAACCUCUCACGUCAAAAAGAUGGACUUUCUCAUUUGUUUCCUCUCCCUGCUGCUUGUGAUUGAAGUCUUACGUGGAUGUAAUUGGUUGGUGAGUACUAGAUGUCAUUACCGGACAAAGGAAGCUAGGAAAGUGAGUUCUGAAUUCUGUUUUGGGAAUGAAGCAUCCAUGAUGUAGUCAGAUUUCCAAAUACAGGCAAGAGAGGCAGAAGUUCUAGGUGGCCAUCAGCACAACAAUGACUAUCAUAUUCUUCUUUUAAAAAGAGAGAAUGUUUGAGUUCGGACAGGACAUUCCCCCUCCACCCCGAGGGUAAUAGAGACCUAGCUACUGGAGCCAUUGUUGACUCCCAGUGUGCAAAUUCACCUGGUGCUGAAAUUGGGAGUGGAGCCAGGACUUGAACCUAAGCACUGCAUUAUGGGAUUUGGACGUCAUCCUGUGUAGUAUCUUGAUUGCCUCAUCAAUUCUUUCCCCUACCCGUUACAUUUUUAAAAUGUGUAUGGCCCUUUUACAGGAACUGCUUAUGAGGGCUUCAGUGUUAUUUUUAGGGUUUUGGUUAAUGAUGAUCUUUUAAAUCAAAAUACCUCUUCUCAGAAAACCAUGGAAGAGAUAGCUUUGUGGGCCGAAUGCUGUAAUCUGGAGAGCCUACAAGGACACUUGCACACAUAGGCAAAUGAGAUUGUGCAUUUUUCUCAUCUUAAAAUGGAAUGGUGAGAGAAGAAUGAAAUAUGAUUGAAGGUAAACAAUAAAGGAAGGUCCUAUUUUCUUAUCAUCAGAUGUUAGAAGCAGUAAAGUGGAAAGGCCUGCUGUAUCGAGUUACUUCCAGUGUUGGUUUUGAGUUUUAGCCACAUAGUACUUACCUGUACUUAAGAAGAAUUUUUCAGCCUCAAUAUUUUCUGUUAACAUAUUAAGCCUGUAAUUUGUCAGUCUUUUUGCUCAUUGUCUGAAUCUUUUUCCCUUUAUUCCUCAUAGACUUAUCUGCCAAAUUAGGACUCCACCAAACCACUUUGUAAUUAGAAAGCUGUAUUCCUGCGCAAGUUGUGGCUGCAGUUGAUGUGAAUACGGUUGCUAAUGAAGUAUACAAGUAUAAUUUUCCUCAUACCCAGUUACUAGCUAAGACAAUUGAAGGUAUUACACUAGAAGAAUUUGACAGGUUAUCUUUCGAUAUGAUUUUAAUGAGCCCUCCAUGUCAGCCAUUCACAAGAAUCGGCCUGCAGGGUGAUAUGACUGAUCCAAGGACCAGUAGCUUCUUAUAUAUUCUAGAUAUUCUUCCCAGAUUACAAAAAUUACCUAAGUGUAUUCUUUUAGAGAAUGUUAAAGGUUUUGAAGUAUCUUCUACAAGAGAUUUACUGAUACGGACAAUAGAAAAUUGUGGCUUUCAAUAUCAAGAAUUUUUAUUAUCUCCAACCUCUCUUGGCAUUCCAAAUUCCAGGCUACGAUAUUUUCUUGUUGCAAAACGCCAGUCACAGCCAUUAUCUUUUCAGGCACCUGGACAGGUACUGAUGAAAUUCCCCAAAAUGGAAUCUGACCAUCCACAACAAUAUUCAGUAGAUGCAAAACAGAAAACAGAAGAAAAGGAAAUCCAACCAAGUGUUUGUUCUGGUAGCAACAAGCUACGUCCUGGAAAAGAUACCAUUCUUUUUAAGCUUGAAACUGCAGAAGAAAUUGACAGAAAACGUCAACAGGACAGUGAUCUCUCUGUGCAAAUGCUAAAAGAUUUCCUUGAAGAUGACAUUGACACGAAUCAGUACUUUUUACCUCCUAAGUCAUUGCUAAGAUACGCUCUUUUAUUAGAUAUCGUUAGCCCCACUUGUAGAAGGUCCACUUGCUUUACAAAAGGUUAUGGAAGUUACGUAGAAGGGACAGGAUCUGUGUUACAGACAGCAGAGGAUGUGCAGAUUGAGAAUAUCUACAAAUCCCUUCCCAGUUUAUCACAAGAGGGAAAGAUAACAAUGUUGUCAAUGCUUAAACUGCGGUAUUUCACUCCUAGAGAAAUAGCUAAUCUUCUUGGAUUUCCUCCAGAGUUUGGAUUUCCUGAGAAUAUUACUGUGAAGCAGCGUUACCGUCUACUUGGAAAUAGUCUCAAUGUCCAUGUAGUAGCUAAACUAAUCAAAGCAUUGUGUGAAUGAUUUUGAAAUAAUUCUGAAACAUAGCCAUGAUAUCCAUUCAGGUAGAGAUAAUGAUUAUAAAAUUCCAUUUUAAAAUAUUUCUUAGGAGAUACAGCUGAAUUUUCUUGAUAAGAAAGUCUUCAACAAGAAAUUUAGAAUUUAUUCAAGAUACAUCAAUUUGUUUCUUUGAAUUUCUAAUAUAAAUUGUAUUUUAUGAAGUGCAAAUUAUUGUUAUGCUUUAUGGAAAGAGUAUUUUCAUAUGAAACUUAAGUAUAUGUGUGACAUACUGUCUUAAGAAUAUUAUAAUGUAAACAGAUAAAGGAACAUUAGAAUUUUAACAUAUACAUUAAUACUUUAUAAAACUUCAAAGUAGACAUAAUGAAACUGAGAAGAUAUAUAUUUUAUAUGUUAGUUAAGUGAAGUUGUUUUACUUUUUUAUUUUUUAUUUUUUAUACUUUUUUAAUUGCUUCUGAUUCUAAAAUGAUGAUUCUAAUUGUAGCCUGUUUCAACAAUUAAAAGUAUCACUUAAUUUCAAUCCAUUAAAUGUUCCUUUAUUACAUCUACACAAGCAUAUUUUAGUUAUUUUAAUUUAAACACCUGUUUAAGUAUUUUAAAGCAAGUUCUUAUCAUUUAGCUUACACAGUAAUAUGAAUAUUUUAGAAAAACAGCUGUAAAUGCUUAAUUAUCUCUUCAUCAGGAGACUAUGUAGGUGCAUGUUAUAUAUGUAUGUUUUCUGAAUGCUGAAGAUUGGCCCCUCUUUACUUGCUUAUGCAAGGGUAUUUGCUUGAUGUUUUCUAUUAUCAGAGCUUGUUUUGUCUUCCUUCUCAGUUUUUAAUUUACCACUAAAUUCUAAGAGAGUUGUCAUUUAUUGUAGCAGUUAUAGGGAGCCAACUAACAUGCUUACCUCCUAUUAUGGAGUAACUCGAUUUGAGAUUUGGCCCUGCUUCUGAUUCCUGCUUCCUACUGAUACUGAUCCUGAGGGCAGCAAGUGAUGGCUUAGGUAGUUGGGUCCCUGCCACCCACUUGUUGACGUGCAGUCUAGCUCUUGGCUUUGACCGGGACCAUUCCCAGCUGUUUGUAAUAUUUUGGGAGUAAAGGAUUUCUCUGUUUCUCAACAAUAAAGCAAGUGAUUUUGAUUUCAGUAAUAAAGCAAAUGACAAAGAAAUGAAAAGAAACAAGACUAAAAUUGUAUUACAAAAAUUUAAUUCAUAUUUAUAUCCUUGAAAAACUAAUUUCUAAUUGAGAAGUUAUAACAUUUGUGUAUUACUGGGUGUAUAAAGUGGAACUAACUCAAAUGUUCAUCCCAACAAUGGAUAAAUUGAUAUAGAAGAUGUGGUAUGUACAAUGGAAUAGAAUUCAACUUUAAGAAGGAAUGAAACUCUGACACAAUCUAUGGAUGAACCUUGGGAUGUUAUAAGUGGCCAAGCAACAUGUGAAAGGAUUAAACUGUAUGAUUCCACUCAAAUAGGUACCUGGGAGAGUAACGUUCAUGGAGACCACAAACAGGAUGUUGGUUGCCAACGGCAGGAGUGUGGGAGACAGGGAGUGGAUCUUUGUUUCUGUCCUCAAAGAUGAGAAAGGUCUGGAGAUGCAUAGUGAUGAUAGUUACACUACAGUGUGAAUACCUAAUGUCCCAAACCAUGCAAUUAGAAAUAAUGAAGAUGUUACAUUUUAUAUUAUAUAAAUUUUUCAACUUUAGAAAUCCCAUUCCAUUACCUUUUUUUUUCCAGAGCUCACAAAUAAAUACGGAUAAAAGGAAGUUGUAGACCAAUACAAACCUUACUAGACAAGUCCCACAGGUUAGUAUAGAAUCUGAAAUCAUUUGGCACACUUUCAUGUUAGUUCUCUUCAUAGCUGAAGAUUCUUAGCAAAAUAGUUUAUAGUAUUACUGUAAUUUUACCAACUAUAAUUAUGCUAUAAUUUUAGUGGCCUGUGCUCCAUUAAGAAACGUCAUAUAAAAUAAAUUUAAUAAUAGUACCUCAACUAUAAACACAUGAAAAGUAUUUGGAGACAUUUACUUAACAACUGAAAGACAAAAGAUGGCUUUGUGAAAUGUUUUAAUUAUUCAAGUCUAUAUUCAUAGGUAACUGGUGAUUCUUAACCUUAAUUCAUGCUUAAAAAUGUAUAGUAACAAGCAAAAAAACCCUUUAAUGAAGAUAUAUUUACCAAUGCCAUUUAAUUAGCACAUGUAUGCAUAACUUGGGAAAUGGUCAUUUAUUGAAUUAAUGUUGGUAGGAAUGUUCAUAAAAUAUACAUUGAAAAUUCUGCCUUCUGAUUUUUAGGACUUAAAAAUUUAUUCACUGGGUUGAAAAAUAUGGCCUCUGGCUUUCUCAAGAACUAUAUGAAGUUAAAUCAUUGCUAUUCCCAGCAGUAAACAGAUUUUUCAUUUUCUUCUUUGGAGCACCCCUACUCUUUUAAGUGGUAUGCUAGAUAAUUCUGGAGUACUAAUUGCCUUGCCUUGUACAUUAGCAUGUUUCUAGGAUCCAAAAGUAAUGAGUAAAAAAUAUAUAAAAUGAAUUGAUAGAAAAAAAUUGUAUUAUGAUUGGAAAAUGGUUUUGAAGAGGAGAGUAACCAUCAAGGAGGAAGAAUUAGAGCCUGGUCAUCCUUGGUGGCAAUUAGCACAAGUUACUCACCUUUAGUUUUGGCUACAAAAUCACAUCUGCACAUGAGCACUGCCCUGUGCAUUGCAAGUUGGGAGAAGGCCAACGUCCAACUUCUGUUGUUUGACAGGUGGACUCUUAAAAACUCAAAAACAAUAGCUGAAUUUAAAUGGACUAUCCCAAACCAGUUAAUAAAUCUGGUAUUAUAUGAAAUGAUCCAAAA